Molecule: messenger RNA, 1530 nt
Organism: Cantharellus anzutake
Lineage: Eukaryota; Fungi; Basidiomycota; Agaricomycetes; Cantharellales; Hydnaceae
Product: MFS general substrate transporter
Exons: 11
Coding region: 1-1530 (509 amino acids)
Biological process (GO): transmembrane transport
Molecular function (GO): transmembrane transporter activity
Source: RefSeq, a predicted model, not a curated record
AUGACUGAUAGCCGUCCGAGCGUUGACCCUGAGGUGGCCACUAUCGUGGCCCUAGGGACUCCAAAGAUUUAUCUACCCAAGUCAAAGACGGUGUCACACAGUGAUGAAAUCCACACACCGACACACUCGGAGAAGGACGAGUUCAAGGUGUCCUUGGACGAAAGCGAGUCACCAUUGUUUCUUCCCUCGUUCAGAAAAUGGGCUGCAGUCUGUGCGAUAUGUACUUCGACGACUUGCGUCACCUGUGGUUCAUCCAUGGCUGCUGCCACCUUCCCGCAAAUAGAAAAUCGAUUCUCGAUCGGCAUUGAAACCGCAACGCUAUCGAUAUCGUUGUAUAUUGCAGGAUUGGGUAUUGGCCCACUGUUUUUUGGAGGCCUCUCAGAGUUCCUUGGGCGCAACAUAAUAUACAGGACUAGCUUCGUCACUUUCACCCUUCUGACAUUUCCUGUCGCCUUUGCAAACAAUCCCGCUGUCCACCUCAUCUUUCGAUUUUUUACCGGUUUUGCUGGUUCUGCGUUCCUGAGUGUUGCCGGAGGCUCAAUGGCCGAUCUGUUUCACAAAGACAAGGUCUCAACACCUGUAGCCCUCUACUCUGCCAGUCCAUUUAUCGGACCAGUACUUGGACCAGCAAUAUCAGGCUUUAUCAAUUACAACGCGUCUUGGAGAUGGACAUAUUACACACUCCUGAUAUGGUCGACUGUUCAGUGUGUUCUGAUUUUCGCAACUAUGUCUCUCAUUCUCGAAGAAAUCAUGAUGACUGAUUCUUUGUCAAGAAUACGAAAACAGACGGGAGAUGACCGUUACUUCUCCCCUUACGAUACUCAGGGUCGAAGCAUGGCUGAGACCGUAAAGCUAAGUGUCUAUAAACCUUUUCUCAUCAUGUUGUACGAACCCAUGGUACUCCUACUUAAUAUUUGGACAUCUACCCUUCUGGGUAUCGUUUAUCUCACAUUUUCCGUAUUUCCCAUCAUAUUUGGCGAGGUUCACCAUUUCAGGAAAGAUUUGGUUGGACUUAGCUAUCUUGGACUUGGGCUUGGUAUGAUCUUUGCGACCGGAUCUCAACCGAUAUGGAAUCGCGUAAAUGCUCGGACGCGGGAGAAGUAUGGGGCACUUGGGAAAGAACCUCCCCCGGAGACUACGCUGUACCCCGCGAUGGCGGCCGCUAUCCUCGUUCCUGUCGGCUUAUAUAUGUUCGCCUUCACCGUCUACGGAUCCGUGCACUGGGCAGUUCCAAUACUCCUCAUUGCACCUUUCGGCACAGGCACGGUUCUCGCUUUCGUCAGCACUUUCACUUUCCUCGUUUCGACCUAUCGUGCAGAUGCUGCCAGUGCCAUGUCAUCCAAUUCGUUUCUAAGGAGUUCGUUCGCUGCUGCUUUUCCACUCUUUGCGAGACCUAUGUUUCGAAGCAUGACGAACACGGGAGCUUUGGCUUUCAUUGCGGGUAUGACGACGUUGAUGGCACCUUUACCAUUUGUCUUUUAUAAGUUUGGUCCACGGUUAAGAAAGAGAUCGCGAUACGCAGUGUCUUAA